This is a messenger RNA of Numida meleagris (helmeted guineafowl), 2470 nucleotides long. RefSeq names its product ATPase Na+/K+ transporting subunit beta 3 (gene ATP1B3). The record is from RefSeq and is a predicted model, not a curated record. The transcript is spliced from 7 exons. Gene Ontology annotation, molecular function: ATPase activator activity. Bases 149 to 991 code for a protein of 280 amino acids. Gene Ontology annotation, biological process: potassium ion import across plasma membrane; intracellular potassium ion homeostasis; sodium ion export across plasma membrane. Lineage: Eukaryota; Metazoa; Chordata; Aves; Galliformes; Numididae. Gene Ontology annotation, cellular component: sodium:potassium-exchanging ATPase complex.
UGCGCGCUGCCCCUGCGUCCGCUCUCCCGCCGGGCGCCGCGGCGACAGUUACUUAGCGGCUGGCCGCGGGCGGGCGCGCGCUGGGGCUCUCCGCCUGCCGGGCUCUACCGCCACCGGGUUCCGCGACGCAGCCGCCUCCGGCCACGCCAUGAGCAAGGAGACGAAGAAGCCGUUCCGCCAGAGCAUGGCCGAGUGGCGGCAGUUCGUCUACAAUCCCAACAGCGGCGAGUUCCUGGGGCGCACGGCCAAGAGCUGGGGUUUGAUCUUAUUAUUCUAUCUGGUAUUUUAUGGCUUCCUAGCAGCGCUCUUCACGUUCACAAUGUGGGUUAUGCUUCAGACGCUGAGCAAUGACAUUCCAAAAUACCGUGACCGGAUUUCUAGUCCAGGGCUUAUGAUUUCACCAAAGCCAGACACUGCAUUGGAAUUUUACUUUAACAAGAGUGACGCCCAGUCAUAUGCAGAAUAUGUUUCUACACUUAGAAAAUUUCUUGAAACAUAUGAUGAUUCAAAGCAAUCCCAAAAUAUAAACUGUACACCAGGAAAGGUUUUUGAUCAGAAUGAUGUUGCUGUUAAAAAAGCAUGUCGAUUUAACCUCUCUGAGCUGGGGCAGUGCUCUGGGAAGGAAGAUAAGACCUUUGGCUAUUCUAAAGGAACUCCCUGUGUGCUUGUGAAAAUGAAUAGAAUAAUUGGAUUAAAGCCUGAAGGGGAACCGUAUAUACAGUGUACAUCUAAGGAACCAGGCGCGGUUGAGAUAAAUUAUUUUCCUUCAGGAGGCUCGAUUGACUUGAUGUACUUUCCAUACUAUGGGAAAACCUUGCAUGCUCACUAUUUACAGCCUCUAGUGGCUGUUCAACUAGCGAUUAACUCCAACAGUACCAAUGAAGAAAUAGCAAUUGAGUGUAAGAUCCUGGGCUCACCUAAUUUAAAAAAUGAAGAUGAUCGUGACAAGUUUCUGGGACGAAUUGCCUUCAAAGUUGAGAUGACUGAAUAGCAGGAGAAAGAAGUUCUCCACAAAGUAAAUGUUGUGUUGUCUGUUUUGUAUGAGCUGGACAUGCCAUUCUAGGAUAUGAAACCACCUUGGAGAAUGUUAAGGUGGCUUAUGGCAUUCAGGGUAGCAUAAUAAUAUGCUUCCAAAUCAAUGUGUUUGAAAUCCCUCAAAAUAAAUGCCUAUCAUGCUUCUGCCUGCCCCAUUGGAACAGUGUACAGACUAUAGUUAUGUCAUAGAGACCUGUAAAUAGCUGUUUUCAAACACUUAAUAAUGGUGACCUUUGUCCUGUUCUAAAAUGUGGUUUUAUCCCCCAAGUGAGUGUCUCAAGCUUAAUGUGCUGUGCUAUGUAAAUAUUGUAUUGAUUUAACACUGGUUUAACUGUCAUAUCUCAAUGCUGACACAGUUAUAGGGAUAAUUAAUAAAUGGUACCUGAUUGACGUAGUGAUUCUUUUGAAAGAGUAAACACCUCCACAUAAAUUGCGUGUAUGGGAGUGGGUGGGUGGAUGGAUGCUUGUGUGGAGAUGCCUUAAAUUGUAGAUUGGUUGGUGUGGGAAAAGUAAAAUGGAUUUUAAGAGUUGGUAUGGAUUUCAGAAAGUAAGUGCUCACCUAGUACUUUCUUGUGCUUGUCACUGUGCAAGUAUUGUGUACAUGUAAUACUUGGUAGAGAGUUUGGUAUUCUAGCUGAGGAAUUAAACCUUUCUUUGUGUUGUUCAUUGCUUGCAGUACGUGGAGCACAAAUAAAAUCUAUACCGUAUUUUAAAACUUUUUAGUUCAGAGAUAUCAAUAUAAAACAAUUAAAAUCUGUUUAGAGUCCUGGUAACACUUGUACAAAAGCUGCUUGAAAGAAACAGCCUCACUAUUGUGGAAAUAGACCUUCAUAUUUCCAAUUAAAAAAAAGAAUAAAUUCUGAAGAACCUCUGUUGGGGGUUGUCUUGAUUAAACAUUCCUGUUUAAUUUAUAUACUGUUUCGUUGCAUCAUUUUAACAUACUUCAUGUUUUCUCCUGCUCUUUAAUCUUGGAUUUUCUAUGUAUUUCUUCAUCCUUUUUAAAAAAAAAUGGAUGUCACAGCUGCAUUAUACAAAUUGUCUGUUGAUUGGGAGUGUGGAUUACUUGCCAUUUGACGUUCAGUUUUUUUAGUGAUCCACUUGCUAAGGUGGCUACACAUAGUCUGGCUUAUUUGUGACUGCUCCUCACAUCAAGCCAAGCUGACCUGUUAUAUUGGGUUAUAAUUUGUGCGGUUUUGCCGGCAUGGGAUUUAUAAUGCUCUUCCCCAGGGUUUUUGUUUGUUUUAUUUUUUGAGCACACAAUCCACAUUCUCAUAUAUUAAAGACUACAGCAACACCAUUUAUAUAAAUACCUCUGUGUUCUGUUGGUAAUAUUGUGGCCUAGAUUUGUUACCUAACACGCUUUUAUGCCUAAUUCUUAUAUUGUUUUUAAAAAUUUUAUUGAAAACAAAUUAAAGGAAUGAUUACUAAAAUUCAA